Lecanosticta acicola is the source of this 2815-nucleotide messenger RNA. The record is from the annotation of a GenBank genome assembly. NCBI's taxonomy places the organism in Eukaryota, Fungi, Ascomycota, Dothideomycetes, Mycosphaerellales, Mycosphaerellaceae.
AUGCUGCCGCGUUCACCACUCUGCUUUCUGCCGCUCCUCGCUGCGGCGCAAACGGAAAUCCCGACUCCUUCAUUUGACAUCAAUCGCUAUCCAUCGGCCCCACAGGAAACGACGUGUGGCGAUAUCGUCCACGCCAAUCUUUACGAAGGUAUACCCAGUCGUUACCCACAACUCGCCAUGUCUCAAACUGAUAAACGAAGAUCAAUUCAUAUUCUUGGCGUCGGACAUUUUUGACUGUUUGACGAGUGUCCCGUUCAACUCCGCAGUGGCCUUACGGUACCUCGGAUACCUCAACCAGACUUACCAAUACCAUGCUACUACGGCUUUCGUACGGAAUCCUCCAACUGAAUAUCGCCAGGAUGCAUUCGACUUCUUCGCAGCACUGCAAGAGACCGUUGAUCGUGUGAACUCGCAGUCUUACCAUAAUCAGUAUGCGUUCGAGACUGCUGUUCAGGUCAUGAUACGCAACCUCCACGAUACACAUGCCUUUGUAUAUGGAGGUAUCAGUGGCCAGAUGUUCUUUGCUAGGCAAGCAUAUUACCCGCGAUGGUCGGGAAAUGUGUUUCACUAACAGCAUUAGUCCUUACUCACUUGUCAGUGUUUCGGCAGAUGGCAGUGAGCUUCCAAAGCUCUACGUUUAUGGUACGCAAACUCAGCUGAUCAACCAUGUACGGAAUGCUGAUGACCAGCCAGAUGACCUCGUCGCUCAAGUCACGACUGGAGCCAGGGCAAGUGCGAUUGCCAACAUUCAUGGGAUGUCGGCGAUGGACUACGUCACGUCCUUUGCGCAGCAACAGUCUUUCGGAAUGGUUGAACCCCAUACUGAUUGGAACCAAAUGAUGUGCAGUCCGGCCCAGGAUCUGUUCGGUCUCAACUCAUUCUCUGAGGCUGCACCCUUCUACCCCGGCGAUCAGCUCACUUUGACGUUUGAGAAUGGCAGUACCGUAGAGGAUAAGUGGUACGCGCUUUUCGGUACUCCAGGCUUCACCGGACCCCUUGCCACGGGUGGCGACUUCUACAACUUCUUCGUGCUCGGGCAGUAUCCUGCGAACUACAACGAGACCUGGGAUGACUACUACAGCAACAGGACUUCAGACGAGGCACCUCUCACUGCCGGUGGAGGGGACAGCAUCAGCUCGAACCUCACAUCCUGGAAUGGUAACUCCCCAGCUUAUCCUUCCGACACUAUUAGCUACCAGCAGGACCUUGGCCUCUUUACUGAUGGCGCUCUUACUGGAUACUUCCUCGCCGAAAGCUCCACGGCCGUUCUAAGCUUGCCCACUUUUGAGCAGUACGGCGAUGCCGUCGACACAUUUUCCCAAGCUGUGACCGACUUCAUCAAUAACGCCACGCAGCGUAAAGCGACGAAUGUCAUCAUCGACCUUCAGCAGAACCCUGGCGGAGCAGUACCCUUAGCGUUCUCUACCUUUGAUUCGGUACGUUUGGGCUUGUUCCAGUUGAUUAAGAGCAAUGUUGAUGACAACGACAGUUCUUUCCUAAUGCGCGACCUUUCUCCGGAAGUCGGAUGCGCUCCCAUCACGACGCAAAUGUUCUAGGCCAGACAUUCACUUCCAAAGCACAGACACUUGGCAGCGAUCUGUCGAAUGAGAAUGCCCCAUACGUCGAAGGUUCAGAAUGGACUGUCACCAAUCGGAUCAACGCAGUAACAGGCAGCAACUUCACCUCGUGGGGGCAGUAUUCGGGCCCUCAGAAUUUUGAUGGCGAUACAUUUUUUCUCGUUCAGCAAUACGACUUGUCGAAUCCGACAUUCGUUGAAGCAGCUUUCGAAGUGGACGCCGAACCGUGUUUCUACAGCCGCUCUUGCAACCGCUCGCAGCCUUGGGAUGCUGCGAAUAUCAUUGUUCUGACAGACGGCAUCUGCGGCUCGACAUGUUCGCUUUUCGUUGAGAUGAUGCGAGAGCGCGGCGUCAGGAGUGUCGCCCUUGGUGGACGUCCAGAGUCCGGUCCCAUGCAGGUAGCAAGUGGCUCAAGGGGAGCGGUAUCAUACUCCGGCGACGAGCUACACCUCGACUACGCGGAUGCUAUCGAGAUUAAUGCGACCGCAGGGGCGAGCUUACCGACUCAGCCGCCUGAUACUGGAAUACAAGGAAUCUACACUGGCUUCACUCUUCGGGAUCAGGUUCAGAAGAACCAAUCGGCACCAAACCAGGUGCUCUACUUGCCUGCGGAUUGUCGAUUGUACUGGACUUUUGCGAACUUCUACAACUACACGCGGCUUUGGCUUGACGUCCACCAGGCAAUGUUCGUAGACGCAUCGCUGUGCGUCACUGGAUCACGCAACGCCACUGCACCAACAACACCUCCACCUUCCACGAAGCAGACUCGGUCUGUAAUCACCGAUCACUUCAUAGAUGGAAUGACGGUGGCAGAUGAGAACGAGACGCCAACGAACGACACAUCCGAAGAUUUGCACCAUGGCGUGAGGGAUGACGGAACCGUCCCAUUCCCCAAGUUCUGCGACUACACCUCCCGUAGGCCAGGACAGUGCGACAGCGGAACCUCUUGCAGACAAAUUAAUUUCGCUUGCCAAGCAUGCACAGACGGAAGCUGCCCAGCCCCGAAGCCAAUUGGUAUAUGCGUGUCCAGAUGCUACAACGGCCAGGGCAAAACAUGUCCUGGUCUUUGCCAAUGCAAAGAGACCGCCCAAGGCAACGGCAGGACGCAGAAUGCCGCGCACGGUGGAAACGUGAAGUUCACCAACGGGUAUUGCGACCCAAUAUGGUCAGAUAAAGAUCGAAACAGAGUUUGUAACACCAUUCUGAACAACAAUUUGGCCAACUUGCUUGGCAAUUAG